Molecule: messenger RNA, 883 nt
Organism: Chiloscyllium plagiosum (whitespotted bambooshark)
Lineage: Eukaryota; Metazoa; Chordata; Chondrichthyes; Orectolobiformes; Hemiscylliidae
Source: RefSeq, a predicted model, not a curated record
UUUGUGGACAUUGACUGUUUAUUUUACUUUCAGCUGAGUAUCAGGGCUGAGUUGGGAGCGAGAGCCUCCAAGUUUCUGAGGAAAGGGAGCAGUGUUCCAGACGAGUUGCUGGUGGAGAUUAUUGUUGAGUGUAUACGCACUCUGCCGGUGGAUUGUGGCUGGAUUCUGGAUGGAUUCCCAGUGACUGUUCACCAAGCCAAACUGCUGGAGAAGUGGCUGACUGGGGUUGACCCUGACAAAGCAGCAAGUAAGACCAAGAAGUCCAAGACCAGCCUGGUCUUUGACCCAAAAGCUCCCAAAGAUCCUCCCCCUCCACGGCCCGCUCUGGACAUCGCCAUCCUGCUGGAUGUUUCCGACAACACUGUCCUGGCUCGACAUUCCGAGAGUACAAUCAGUUCGGUCUCUGGGAGUGAGAGCCUGAGAUCAGGCAGCAUGCAGCAGAGUAGCCAAAGCAAUCUGGCUGUUACAGAAAGCAGCAGCCGUGAACAAGAGCAACUGGUGCCCCGACUCACGGGCUUUCUUGACCAUUGGCCCAAGUUGGAGAAGUGGUUCGAGGUGAAACAGAAGAUUCUGGUGAGGGUGAACGGGGAACUAGAGCACGCUGAGUUGUUGGAAAAACUGGAGCUUGUCUUGGUUGAAGCCUUGUACAAGAAACAAUGUAAAGAUGUGGUGCCAGAGAAACCUGUUGAGGCUGAAAUGCUGCCUUCCCCAACUCAGGCUGAGUCAACCCCUUCCCCUGUGACUCAGGAGAAGAUUCCAAAGGAGGGGAAAUCCAUGAAGAAUGAUUCUGUGAGUGCACUCAGCUCGAUCAAGAUAAAGAGCAAGACGAGUGUGUCUGCCCGUGACAAGAAACAGGAGAAAUCGGGUUCCUUUAUCCACUCAG